AUGAUAGAGAAUAUCUUACCCUAUUUAGAUAAGGACGACAUUAUUAUUGAUGGUGGUAAUUCCUAUUUUACCGAUACAAUUCGCAGAGAAGCGGAUCUAAAGAAAAAAGGAAUACGCUUCCUUGGCAUGGGGGUAUCUGGGGGCGAAAAGGGGGCCUUAGAGGGGCCAUCACUUAUGCCAGGAGGGAAUAGGGAGGUAUACGAUGAACUCGCUCCCUUCUUAUUAAAGGUUGCAGCCCAGGACCCUGCUCCUUGUGUAGAUUUUAUGGGAAAUGGUGGCGCUGGUCAUUUUGUGAAAAUGGUGCAUAAUGGUAUAGAGUAUGCUGAUAUGCAACUUAUUGCUGAAAUAUACGAUAUAGCUAAAAAUGCGUUUGCGUAUAGUAACAAAGAAAUACACGAGCUUUUCACGUAUUUUCAAAGUACAGAUCUCAAUUCCUACCUCAUAGAUAUAACAUGCAAUAUUCUUGCUACCACAGAAGAGGACACAGAGGGUUUAUUAAUAAACAAAAUCAAGGAUGAGGCAAAAGGAAAGGGGACAGGUAUGUGGACUAUUCAAGAAUCUACCCGCCUUGCUUCGCCUGUGCCAGCAAUUUCUGCAGCCUUGGAUGGUAGAUAUAUUUCUAGUAAUCUAGAACUGAGACAGCUCUUCAACACAUUAUUUCCUGAGAAUCCAGUAGCGGGCAACACGAUAUCCCGAAGUGAAUCUCAUGCAUUAUUAGAAAGCACAUUGCUUACCGGUAAAAUUCUCGCCUACGCACAAGGUUUUUACCUCCUUAAGCAAGCAGAUAUGGAGUAUAACUUCAAUUUCAAUUUUGCUUCUAUAGCAAAAAUUUGGCGUAAUGGUUGUAUUAUUCGUUCUACCAUGCUUGAUGAAAUGUCGCGUGCUUUAGAAAAUUCGUCACUUAUUUCACUUGUUGAGGAUGAAUUCUUCCUUACUAGACUGAAAAAGAACAUUCCUGCACUACGAAAAGUACUGUGCUUAGGUAUUGAAAGUGGUAUUCCAGUUACUGCUUUAGGGACAUCAUUAUGGUAUCUAGAAGCACUCCGUGCAAAGAGACUUCCAGCAAAUCUUAUACAAGCACAGCGUGACUUUUUUGGUGCACAUACGUAUCAAAGAAUAGACAGAGAAGGGGAUUUCCACACUGAGUGGGAGAAGCUUUGA
This is a messenger RNA of Ylistrum balloti, 1161 nucleotides long. Its product is annotated as 6-phosphogluconate dehydrogenase, decarboxylating-like. The record is from RefSeq and is a predicted model, not a curated record. Gene Ontology annotation, biological process: pentose-phosphate shunt; pentose-phosphate shunt, oxidative branch. Gene Ontology annotation, cellular component: cytosol. Lineage: Eukaryota; Metazoa; Mollusca; Bivalvia; Pectinida; Pectinidae. The coding region runs from base 1 to 1161 and encodes 386 amino acids. The transcript has a single exon. Gene Ontology annotation, molecular function: phosphogluconate dehydrogenase (decarboxylating) activity; NADP binding.